Messenger RNA from Dreissena polymorpha, 630 nucleotides. RefSeq lists its product as uncharacterized. Lineage: Eukaryota; Metazoa; Mollusca; Bivalvia; Myida; Dreissenidae. The transcript has 4 exons. The record is from RefSeq and is a predicted model, not a curated record. The coding region runs from base 33 to 488 and encodes 151 amino acids.
CAGCCAGAGCAGGGCGAAUAGACAAGAAGCCGAUGCCGCUGCGUCGAGGGACCUGUCAUCUAUGCCCUGCUCGGCGACACCUCUCGUGGCUAUUGUUGAUGGGUCAGAGUGGGCUGACAAGAUACAGAUGCAGCCAGAGCAGGGCGAAUAGACAAGAAGCCGAUGACGCUGCGUCGAGGGACCUGUCAUCUAUGCCCUGCUCAGCGACACCUCUCGUGGCUAUUGUUGAUGGGUCAGAGUGGGCUGACAAGAUACAGGUCCAUGUAAUUUGGAAAAGUACGUAUAUGAAGAUGGGCGGGACUUCUAACCCUAGAAAUGGCAACCAGGAAUAUGCCAGGCACAUGAAACCAGCCAUCCAGAUCAACUUCAGCCAAUGGGAAAUUAGCUCCUUGUCCUUUAAAACUUGUUGCUGCAUCUCCUCCUUCGAGUGGCAAGGCGAUUCUAAUCAUGGACAAGUUAGAAACUCCACCCUGUGCAACACUACCUGAAUCUCCUUCAUCAUUGCUGCUCUCCCUUAGGAGAAGUUCUACUUCUUCACAACAUAGGUAGGUUAGGUUUUUUAAUUCAUCUUCAGGUAAUAAUACCUGUUCAAUGUUUUUUUGUGAUGCAUUUGAAACAUCUGUGCUAGGA